Molecule: messenger RNA, 2538 nt
Organism: Microstroma glucosiphilum
Lineage: Eukaryota; Fungi; Basidiomycota; Exobasidiomycetes; Microstromatales; Microstromataceae
Exons: 2
Coding region: 1-2538 (845 amino acids)
Source: RefSeq, a predicted model, not a curated record
AUGCUCAUUGUAGCGAAACCUACUUCGCUGAUGCAUCAGGGUCCACGGGCCACAGCGGAAGGCUGCGCCCCGCCGUCAUCCUCGGAUUCGGCAAGCACCGCCGCCCUCAACUCCACAGUUCCAGCGUUCACCGCCCCCGCGCUCCCCGCCCUCACAUUCUCCUCGCCCUUACCUGUAAGACCAUCUUUCCAAAAGGCCACCUCGCACGCCACAAAGCACGAGGAGAAGAGCUCCAGACGGCCAGCUCUUUCAGGCCGUUCCAUUAGCAACCCUCGCCCUGCCGCACACUCUCCACCUAAACUUGCAUCGGCAGCGCCGCCUCUUUCCAAGCGCGCCGUGACUUUCGACGCACCGAGUCGGACCGUCACACCUCAUCCUCCAGGUUUCAUGCCCUCCCUCAGACGUGAUAGCUCAGAUGCCACAGCAGGCGUAUCUAUACCACCCACGCACGAGGCCAACGUAGCGGAAUUCAGUCGAGGCGCUGCUUUAAGAGCGCCUCGUGACCCUAACCUGCUGAGCCUUGAAGAACUGUCUCCAGGAUCUCGCUCGCAUGCGCUGCCGGCCAGCGACGACCCUUCGAGCUCCAGAACAAUGGCGUUCCAGACCCACAGCCAGGCGUCGUCCUUCGGGGAGUAUGACGUGUCGGCGCCAGACAGCGGCGCGGGGACUAAGAGUAUCGGAGCAACGAGCGCAUUCAGUACGGGUCCCAAGGGGCCAAGGAAGAGGAGAAGGCCAGCUCCGCCCGAGCUGCUGAUCAUCGUUCGUCCUCCUCCGAGUAAAGACCGCAACCCCCUCAAUCUCCAGAUUCAGCUAGUGGUACCUACCACCUGCCCCCCUUCACGUACCUCUGGCGAGUCAGUCAGAGAUUCUUCCUUUCCUAUCAGUCUGCCGACUGCAUCCGCUUCGUCUGGCAGUCCCCGCGAGCCUCUGCAGCGCCGCGGAUCUUCAGCCUCCUCUCAUUCGGCUCGGUCAGAAAUGACGACUGCCUCUUCUGCCUCAGGCGGCACGUCGGCUUCGAGGAAAGUGACGCCCCUCUACAACCUGGCCGUACACUCAAUUAUGCCGACUACCGUAUCUGACGCUGGAACUGAUCAAAGGGUAGCGAAGUUCACCAAGAAGGGCGCAGUCGAAAUUGAUGAUUUUGGCAUCUUGGAGCCUCGCGAGCUGAUCUUUGGUCUCAACGACAUAGCUACGCUGGAAGGGACCGAUGGACCCAGAGCUAUGGCAGGCCCGGACGGUGAAGUGUCCGCAAAUCGCCACGAUCGCGAAGCAGAUGACACAGGUACCGUCGCCUCCGCGGAUGUUCAGCCUCCCACCAGCUUCGAGGCGAUGACUCCAGAAGCUCGUUCACCGGAACUUGUGAGUCCAGGUGCUAAGCUGAUGAAGCGCUUCAAGGGCCUGCAAUUUGGUUCCAAGUCUACCGGUAGUGGUAGCGGCAGUGUAGGGGCUGGCAGUAGCAGCGCGAGUACUACCACCCAGGGUGUAGGAGCUUUCCUCAAUGGAUUGGGCGUUUCGACCUCCAAGUCUACUAGGCAGUCGACUGCUGACUCUACCCGUCCCGUCUCGGUCGCCGGACUUUCCCUCGUCAGCGGUCUCUCUGCAGCAGCAGCGGCGAAAAGUAGCGGCUUCAAGCCAGGAGUGGAGGUGUUGCCACUCGUGCCUGGUGCAGGCCUAAGCGAGCAUGGUGCAAGAAGAAGCCAGGGCUAUGUGUGGACCAUUGCGAAGCUAACACGUCGAGUAGCCGACGACGAGGGAAACUUAUCGGAAGCACCUCUUGAUGUGGAAGGCCAAAAUCAGGUGCUGAAGAGCGUAUGGCGUCACUUCAACAGCGCCAACAAGCUGGGUGGCGACGAAAGGCAUCCACACCCUCAACGUAUACCAGUCCGCUUCGAGUGGACCAGAGAGGGCAGACAUGGGAGCUUCAGCCCUGCCAAGUCUACCGUGUCACCGGACCGUCGUCGCCCUGGCCCCGACGGUGUUUCGGCAGCAGUGGCAAAGCGAAUGAGCGUCCAAUCAGGCGACUUUGGUCCCGAAAUAAUUGGGAGACAUGAGGCAGAAGCGGCUGCCCCUACGGGUGACUCUUUACGUCUGCCAGCCGUCGACUCGCGCACUCGUCCCCAUAGUGCCUCCCGUAGCCUGUCGCGAGAUGCUUCGCGAUCCAAUCCUGCCUCGCCUCGCCCAUCUUCAGACGCAAAGUCGCUGAGGGGGAGCAGCGCUCCCGACGAAGACGACGAAGAUUUCUCCGAUCCCGAGGACUCGGAAGAGCCUUGGUCCUGCCACCUUGUUCUUUCAGGUAGCACUCGAAUCCCCAUCGGGACCCUCUCCCCUGCACCUCACCAUCCCAAAAUUGUUGCUCAACUCGCCGUCCCCUUCCCAUUGCCAGACCUCAGUCACACGGGCCUCUGCGCUGAUGGAGCUGGACUGACGAGGGAAGAAAUCAAGGACGUGAUCUGUGUCAGCGCUCUGCAUCUCAUGAUGAGGGAAAGCUUUGGUGGAUUGGGAAGAGUAAGGAAGAGGACGGGGUCGAACAAACAAUGA